This is a messenger RNA of Etheostoma cragini (Arkansas darter), 3762 nucleotides long. RefSeq names its product reversion-inducing-cysteine-rich protein with kazal motifs (gene reck). Bases 146 to 3037 code for a protein of 963 amino acids. Gene Ontology annotation, molecular function: metalloendopeptidase inhibitor activity; protein binding. Gene Ontology annotation, biological process: blood vessel maturation; sprouting angiogenesis; extracellular matrix organization. NCBI's taxonomy places the organism in Eukaryota, Metazoa, Chordata, Actinopteri, Perciformes, Percidae. The transcript is spliced from 21 exons. Gene Ontology annotation, cellular component: plasma membrane. The record is from RefSeq and is a predicted model, not a curated record.
GGGGGCUGGAGAGAGGGAGAGAGAGAGAGAGAGAGAAGAGAGAAGAGAGAGAGUUAGUUAGUUAACAGAGGACCAAUGGACCGUGUCACAGCACCAGUGUUUUCUAUGUAUUCUUGUCCACGAUGCACUUUAAGAUUUCAAUAAGAUGCGUGUGUGUUUCCAGAUAAUCACUUUCUUCGUCGCCGUAAACUUUCACUGCCAGCCGCUCCGAGCUCAGGAUCCCUCCUGCUGCCACCAUGCUGUUGAGUUCUCGCCUUGCAAAGAAGCUUGUGACCAGCUCGCCACUAUAAAGAGUGAGUCUCAUCUGAAGCAUCUCCUCCAGAGGUUACCCAGUUACUGUCCAGAGUUGAUGAAUGAACUUUGGAUGUGCAUCAACUCUACACUUCCAGGAGUAUCCAGGAAGUCCGAUGGCUGGGUGGGGCUGGGCUGCUGUGAGCUGGCUAUCUCCGCUGAGUGUCGCAGGGAAUGCAGACAGGCAUCAUCUAAGAAUGACAUAUCAAAAGUCUGCAAAAAAGUCACAGAGAACCCCCUCUACGGCUGCAUCACCAAAAAUGAAAUGGGCUCCACCUGCUGCAGCUAUGCAGGGCGUCACACCACCUGCAGGGAGUACUGCCAGGCCAUCUUCAGGACCGACUCGACCCCCACCGUGUCCCAGAUCAACGCUGUCAAAGAGUACUGUCAGAGUCACAGCGCUCAGCUGCUCAGCUGCGUCAGCAACUUCACCAAGUCCUACCCCAUACGCAGCCCCAUUGACAGUCUGUACUGCUGUGACCGGGCAGAGGCUACCCACUGCCAGGAGGCGUGCCGGCGAAUCCUUCGCACCAUGAGCACCGAACAUGAGAUCAUGGAGGGUUUGAUCGAUGAGUGUGGCUCCCAGCCUCUCCCUCAGGAACCCAUGUGGCAGUGCUUCCUGGGCAGCGUACACACACGACUCUAUCGCAUCACACUGCAGGUACACACACUAACCCCAGACUGUGACCAGCCUGUGCUCUGCUCUCACAGGGACAUGUGUCAGGAGAUCAGCACUAACUGGGGCAGCCAGACGUGGCAAGACUUUGACCAGCUCUGUGAGUACAACCCCGUGGAGACGGAGCUUAUCAACUGCCUGGCUGACGUCAGAGAGCCGUGCCAGCUGGGCUGCAAGGACCUGGCCUACUGCACCAACUUCAACAACAGGCCCACAGAGCUGUUCCGCAGCUGUAACGUCCAGUCAGACCAGGGCGCCAUGAACGACAUCAAGCUGUGGUCUAAUGGGACGAUCAAGAUGCCGUUCAUGAACAUCCCUGUGUUGGACAUCAGGAAGUGUCUGCCAGACAUGUGGAAGGCUGUGGCCUGCUCCCUGCAGAUCAAACCCUGCCACAGCAAGUCCAGAGGGAGCGUCAUAUGCAAGUCAGAUUGUGUGGACAUCCUGACCCAGUGUGGGGAUAAGAAGCGUUUCCAUGAAGGACAGACUCCCGAGAGGAUCUGUGAGCUGCUGUCGCCCAUUGACGACCCUGAACGCUGCAUCCCCCUCCACAGAUACCUCACCCCCAGUUCCCUAGACAACAGCAUCGUGGAGGAGGUCAUCCAUCCAUGCAACCCCAACCCCUGUCCCAGCAACCACUUAUGCCAGGUGAACAGGAAGGGCUGCCUAGAUGAGCUCAGCUGUCAGCCACACCUGUGUGUGCCAGGCUGCAAACUGGGCGAGGCCUCCGAGUUUCUGGUGCAGCAGGACGCUCGUAUCCAGGUGCCAACGCGCAGCGGUCCUUCUGGGUGUCACGAGGUGUGCAGCUGUGGUCCCAGUGGGCGUCUGGAGAACUGUCUGCCGAUGCCCUGUGUGGACACCAACAAGCCGUGCAUCGUAGGAGGACAGAGGAGGAGCCACGGGACAUCUUUCAGGAUGGACUGCCACACUUGUUCCUGCUUUGGUGGGGACGCCAUUUGCUCCACUAGGGCAUGCCUCAACUACGACAGCUCUGACCAGGACCGCAGACACUUUACCGGCCUUCCCUGUGGGUGUCCAGAUCGCUUCGUCCCAGUGUGUGCCUCCAACGGGCGGACGUAUCCCAGCGCCUGUGUGGCUCGCUGUAUGGGCUUCAAGGACCACCAGUUUGUGUUCGGCCUGUGCCGCCUUAGUAACCCCUGCACUGGCAAACCCUGCCAGAGAAACCAGAGGUGCAUCUUAAAGUACCGUGUGUGUCUAAGCGACUGGUCGGACUGCCCACAGUAUGAGUGUGUGGGCCGGCCCGCUGCCUGUGAUAAGAGCAGCGUGGAGCCGGCCUGUGACACUGACGGCCUGCUCCACGCCAGUCUGUGCCAGCUGCAGCAGGCCGGGAAGAGCCUGGCCUACAUGGGCCACUGCCAGGAUGGCUGUCGGAAGCCUCGGCAAAUCUGUGGCCAUAACGGUGAAACCUACAACACGGUGUGUGAGGCCUUCUCUGACCGCGUGGCCAUGGACUACGAGGGCCCCUGCCACGCUGUGGGGGCCCUGUCUGACGUGGCUCCCGACUCUGCAUGCAGUGUGAUUCCCUGUCCAGCUCUGUCCACCCCGGGCUGCCAGCCUGUCACCCCCCCUGGAGCCUGCUGUCCUAUCUGUGCCAGCAUGCUGCAGCUCCUCUGGAACAAAGAACAGAUCAACAUUUUCUCUAAGCUGAAUAAGAACCAGCCUGUGACGGUCCAUGACGUGCUGCAGGUCCUGCGACUUCAUGUCUCCGUACCACAGUGCGAUGUCUUUGGAUACCUGAGCAUCGACCACCAGCUGGUGGUCCUCAUUGCUCCAGUGGAGCAGCAGCCAACACCACUGCAGGUCGAAGCCUGCAGUAAGGAGGCAGAGAAGAUUGAUUCCCUCAUCAACUACGCCAGCCCCACGCUGGUCUCCCAUGUCCCCCUCUCUGCCUUCCUCAAUUCUGAGAUCCAGACCUCCUCUAUCCGCUCGUCCGCGAGCCCUGGGCCUUCCCCUCUGCCCCCAGGCCUCUGCUUCCUGCUGGGCCUCCUCAUGGCUGCAGCCCCUGUCCUCCAGCAGGUCUCAGUGCCAAUCCCCCUGCUUCUCCCUCACUAACUCUUUAGUCUUCCAAAGUACCCCCCUUCUUCCUGGGAUGGCAGUAAGUCCUGAGGUGAGUGUGCGCUCAUGGAGCAGGAAGAAGCAUCAGCGGUGCCUUUUUCGACAAUCAUUCCUAUUGGCUCCCCUGCGUGUCAAACAAUCAUGGCGGUGGAAAAGCAAUUAUUCUUAUUAUAUUAUAUGAAUUUAUUUAGUAUGGACAGUAUUAUUCAACACACUGGUUCUCCCUCAGUGACGUGUGUGUGUGUGUGUGUGUGUGUGUGUGUGUGUGUGUGCGUGUGUGUGUGUGUGUGUGUGUGUGACUUCAUACCAGCAGUGUUUAUCCACUAGUCCCAGCAGCAGCUCUCUGAAAGCUGUUAGGUGGGAAUGUAAGUUUCAUGACUCACUCUGUCUCCUUCUGAGGCUUUGUGUGUGGGUUUGUGUGUGUGUGUGUGUGUGUGUGUGGUGGGGGGGAGGGACAGAUGUGCUGCCAGACAGCAGCACAUCUGUCUGACAAAUUAGCCACAAUUCCCUCUGCCACACAUAGACUUUUACAUACACUCACACACAAAGAUGGGUGUCAGUCAGGCAGACCCCCCCCCAGUGUGUCACAUGGAGUGUGUAGCACGGUGUGUAGUGUGUAGCGCAGUGCAGGAUGUAACAUGUGAGGUGUGUAUAUGGACCUGGUGUUGAACCUCUAACCUCAGCAGUGUUAGUGCCAUGCUCAUGGGCUGCGCCAGCUCAGA